Cyclospora cayetanensis is the source of this 2403-nucleotide messenger RNA. RefSeq lists its product as uncharacterized. The transcript has 7 exons. Lineage: Eukaryota; Apicomplexa; Conoidasida; Eucoccidiorida; Eimeriidae. The coding region runs from base 1 to 2403 and encodes 800 amino acids. The record is from RefSeq and is a predicted model, not a curated record.
AUGCGAGAAAAUGGGCACGGAGGUCGCCACUGGUCUCUUUCCCCUGCUUGUGGAAUGGCUUGUUCCUGCCCUUGUGCUUUUUGGUUUAGAGCUUGUGAGCUUGCACAGCCGCAGUGCCUCUCUACGCCCUUAGUGCCUGACUUUUACACCUUGCCUUGGGGUGUAGCGUCAGGUACUGAAAUGUCUGGCCCACAUUUUUCUUCGCUGGCUCGUCCAUCAUUCGCUGAAUUACAUCGGGGUACUGUGCCUUCUACACGUGUGUCUCAGGUAAUCUACGCGUUAUACCGUAGAUUUUCGCUUUCCGCGUGCACAGAGCGCGGUCGGCUAGCGGCAGCUGCCACUCCUCCUGAGCAGCCCGCUGCGUCCCCUGGCGUCUGCUCGCUUCCGCCACGGCUGCACAACCCCUCGCCUUUGAUGGAGAGCUGGGAAAAGAAUGUAAACUUUCGCUACAGAUCGGACUGCAGCACUGCAGAGCUGACGAGCGAUGCAGAACAGUCUUCACAGAGGGAAAACAGUCGCGCGGCAGACACGUGUACUGCUCCCUCUUGCAGCGUGCAGUUUGACGAAUUUGGCGACGCCGCGAAACUUAGGCGGAAAGUCCUUUUAGAAGAGGGCACACAGAGUCUCCACGCUACGCUCUCCCAUUGCCACAAUGUUUCAAAUGAAAUCGGAUCCCCCAAACAAGCUGCUUACUCGAGAAGUGCUAUGAUGUUGGCAUAUUAUGCACUCAGCGGCAGAGCCACUGUCACAAAGCCUGCCGCGGAUACUUCCACGGGCAAAGGCUGUAUGCGUAGGGAGUUGAGUGUGUGCAGUCUCUUCUGUGUGCUGCCUCUGCAGAGGCAGAGAAGCCUUCUCAAGCGACCCGAUAGAUUCCCAGAGUUUGUCAGAUACAUAGCGACUCCGCAAGAGAUCGACAAGUACCACAAAUCGGCAGAAGCUGCCGCAGCCUAUGGGGGUGCUUGCAGCUCCUCAAGAGACUCAGUCUCUUCUUUUGAGCAGGGGCAGCCGCGGCAGACCAGUAGAGACGGCAUCUCCCAAAGAAGAAAUAUCGUAGGCAGUCUGAAUUCCUGUCAGAGCGGCGCUUGCUCCCAAAGUGGCGAGGCAGCUGACGGCCAUUACAUUGCAAACAUUGAGGCGGUACCAGUCCUGCAAAGAGCGCAGAAGCUCCGCCAGAUAGACAUUGCGAUAACGGUGUAUGAUUCGUUCAAACGGCGAGCUAUUGCCAUGCGCCCUAACGUCUGUUUGCUCCUUGUCCACUGUGCACUCGCGGCGGGAGACUUUGUGCGCGCUGUCGGCUGGCUGUUGGAGUUCCUUGACGAGUGCGUUCCCAUACAAGGGGACUGGCUGGAUCGAGUAAUUGCAGCAACUGCCGUAGGGGCCUCUCACUUGCUGCAGGAGCUGCUGCAUCAGUUGGAGCGACUCCGGCAGAGCGACAAGCUGUCUCCGGAGUGCUGUGAGAUGCCACACCAGCCGCAGACUCUGCGACGGAAGUCUGUGCAAAGUUCGAAGGCGCAGCUCGUUCUGCCGCCUCCUCCUGCCCCAAGUGCGCCAGUUGCUCCAGCCGCGAAGACAGAAGCCGCCGAAUGCGAGAGCUUGGCAGCAGCAACAAAUGAAGCGGCGACAACAGCCGACGCUCCAGCAUCAGCUUCUCUAGCAGCGGAACUGAGGAGCGGCCCUCCAGAGGAAGCAGGGGGGGCAGGAGAAGCCUCCAGCGAAGCAGCAGCAGCAGCCGCUGCAUGCGCAGAGACAGAGAACCUCGAGACGACACAAAAUGCGGAGGUCGAAACAGACUCGACCGCAGAAACAAAGCUGGCAGCCAGGGUAGCCUCAGCAGGCGAUGAGGCAGCUGCAGUUGCUGAAGCUGCAACAGCGGCAGACAGUCCUAGCAAGCGGCUCAAUCCCUAUGCUCCAGAGUUUGUCCCUGUGUAUUUCUCCCUAUUAGACAAGCAGCAGAAGGCGGAGAACCCUCCGUCACUACGAGGAAGCCAUGGCAUCCAAGAUGUCUCAAGGCACUCGCGAGGGAGCUCCUUGCAGCAAGGGAGAGCGCCCCCAAGACAAGCAGCACACGCUGCAGCUUCAGCAGGAGCUGAUGCGGCUCUUGCACCAAGGCGACAGAAAGCAGGUUCCAUCUGCUGCUCCCGUCGCGCUUCCGACGCAGCCGCAGCGGAGCUACCCCCCCCCGCACCCCCUGCCGCCCCCCCUGAAUGCGUCGAGGCUGCGCAAAGACACUGCGACUCAGUGGAAGCCGAGACAUCCUCAGCUCCAGCAACAAGAAAGCUCGCUAGACGUUCCCAGCAGAGUGCGAAUUGCGCAAGCAAUCAUCACGAGCCUCUCAGGCAGCAGUGGACCGACAAGUCCUGCUUCUCCGGAAGCGGCGCGAUUGCAGCAAGUGGAGUCAAGUGA